GAGGGGUGGAAGGCCAGGGGGCAGCACGGGGUGAGGGCCCCUCACUGCAUGGCGGGUUACAGGGGCCACCACUCCCUGGCUUGGGCUGAGCUGGCUUUACAGUAGGUCCUACAAUAACCAGCACUUCCGCGAAACCGGACCUCAACAAACCAGCCCCGCCCCAGCGCCUGGGGAGACCCUACCAUAACCAAACCAUCCCACCCCACUUUUGAUCUGGGAGACCCUACAAUAACAAAGGGCACCCAGACCCAGGGAGCAGACAAAGGAGCGAAAGGGAAGGCAGCUGAUGGGGGUAGGGGCUGGUUUCUUUGGGUCUCCCCGUCCCCCUCCAAGGGGUUGACCCCCUGGCCCCGAUCCCGGGGUGGGGAAGGUUCAUUAGCCAGAGCCGCUAAUCAGCUGGCCUGGAGGAUUAAGUGGACAGGCUGGUGAGUCACGUGACUGGCUCCCAGCUGGGAUCCCACCCCCCCUCGGCUCAGCCGCUCUGGCUCCGAGAUGGGCUGGCGAGGGACGGACAGACGGACGAAGCCACCGCCACAGAGAGAACCCAGGCGUCCUGGCUCCCAGCCUCCCCUGCUCUAACCCACCAGACCCCACUCCCGUCCCAGAGAACCCAGGCGUCCUGGCUCCCAGCCUCCCCUGCUCUAACCCACCAGACCCCACUCCCGUCCCAGAGAACCCAGGCGUCCUGGCUCCCAGCCUCCCCUGCUCUAACCCACCAGACCCCACUCCCCUCCCAGAGAACCCAGGCGUCCUGGCUCCCAGUCCCCCAGCCCGCUCUGACCCAUGACCUCCCUGGUUGCCUCCCCUCCCCCUGGUGCCCCCGAGGAUCCUGCCCUGGGCCUGGCCCCACGGCUGCCCCGGCCCUUCCUCCGCAGCCUCCGGACCCUCUUCGAGAUCCUGGACGAGCAGCGGAGUGGGGCCGUGCACCUGUCGGAGAUCGAGAGCCGCUGGGGCCGGGGGGGCCCGGGCCUGAGCCCCCCGGGGGGCCCACAGCAUGAGCUCCUGCCCCCCGGGGUGCUGCCUGCCCUGCAGCAGGUGGCGGGGCCCAGCGGCGGGUUCCUGAGCUUCCCCCGCCUAGUGGCGGGGCUGAGAAUCGCGCUGCUCCGGGACCAGGAGGAGGAGCAGGGGCCCAGGGCGGAGGCGGCUGAGACUGGACACAACUCGGCGCAGGAGAGGACGAGCGGGGGCCAGACACGCGAGGGGGAGCCGAGGGGCGUGACCCGAUCUCGCAGCAUCAACAGCGCCCUGAGCCAGGCGGGGCAGCCCCGGAGCCUCCGAGUCCCGAAGGAGCCGCGACGCCACACGAUCACCCACGGCAUCGACUAUGGGGCGAGCCGGGGAGAGAACCCAGGCGUCCGGGCGCCCCGCCCCCCGCUGACCCCCAUCUGCCCCCAGCUGCAGCGCCGGCAGGCCCAGGAGCGGGAGCGGGACGCGCUGCUGCAGGGGCUGGAUCUCGCCGAGCGCCUGCGGGGCUGGUACCGGCGCCACCUGCUGGAGGCCCAGCGCAAGCAGGAGCAGGUGGGGGCGGAGCCGGAUUAUUUCCCGGAUUCCUGCCCCAAUCAGAGCUGCCUCCUGCUGGCCAAGAUCCAGGAGGUGAAUCUCGGGCUGCGAAACCUACUAGCCAGCCCUGGAAAGGCUGACCCUCCCCCCUGCUUCCCCUCCAGCCGGUUUGGGGCCCCCCUCGUGCAAGUGGGGAAGCAGCAGGCAUUGCAGCAGCAAGCCGUGAGCGUGCUGAAGGAGCAGAACCGGCUCCUCAUCAAGGAGGUGUCGGAGAAGAGCGACCGCAUCGCCCAGCUGGAGCAGGAGAAGGUGGCUCUGUGCAGGCAACUCCAGGAGAGCCGGGGCUACCGGCUGCCCAGCCACAAGGAGUCCACCUUCAUCUGACGGAUGAGGUCACUUCCUCCCGCGGACCUACGUGACAGUCACUUCCUGUCUCACACCAGCCGGACCCAAGUCACUUCCUUCUGAGAGAAAAGAUGUAAUUUUCUCCCAGUGCAAUGACAUCACUUCCUGUCGUUCUCCCAGGGCCAGUGAGGUCACUUCCUUCUGCUCCACCCCCCCCAAUGCACAAUGAAGUCAUUUCCUGCUGGACCUGGAAGCAACUAGCUCACUUCCUCCUCCGGUCCUAUUCUGUCAUUUCUUCCUUCCUGUCAGUGGUCCAUGAUGUCACACUCCUGAUGGUAUGACAUCAUCUUCAGACUCUGCUGACAUCACUUCCUCUUCAGAGCCUUUAGUGUCACUUCCUCUCCCUCCUCCUCGCCGUUUCUGAUGAUGUCACUGACUUCUUCACUUCCUGUCCCUUCUUCCGCCAACCCUUGUGUGGUUGCUUCCUGGUCAAUUCCAACCCCAUCCCACCCUCUGAGGUCACGGCCUUUCUCGUGGACACACACACACACCAUGAUGUCACACUCCUGGCAUCUGGGAGCCUCCAGGUGACAUCACUUCCCAUUUUGACAGGCUGGUCUCCCAGACUGGGGAGUGGGGGGAACAACAGUGAAGGAUUAUGGGUAACAAGAGGUCUAAUAACCGACUGUCCAAAGAGGCUUUUAAUGGGGAAUACCCACACUGCUUUGCACCAGCAUGACCUUUGGCUAUAGAUCUAUGGGGUCCCCACCCCACCCCGCACACACACGCGUACACACACCCAUCAACCCGUACUUUUACUCGUGUGCAUUUUCAGGGUUCCCUGGGGGGUGUGACAUAUUGUCUCUGUCUAAGUGCCCUCUAGUGGCUGGAUUCAGCCCUGCACGUGUGUCAUUAGCCCUCUAGAGCUAAAAGCUGAUGGGGAUUCUCCUUCCACCACCUUCCUUUACCCACAGCAUCCCUUUGACAACACAUAGCGUGAGCUUUAACCUCUGUGUUAGCCCCCGUCCUCCCCCACUUCAGACAAUGGAUGUGGGGGGGAGACUCCUCCGAGAUAUUUAUUCUAACGGCUGUAAAUAAAUUGAUUGCAAUUAAUAUAAUAAACUUGGUCAAAAGGAAAGGACAGAA
Messenger RNA from Caretta caretta (loggerhead turtle), 2991 nucleotides. RefSeq names its product suppressor APC domain containing 1 (gene SAPCD1). The record is from RefSeq and is a predicted model, not a curated record. Lineage: Eukaryota; Metazoa; Chordata; Testudines; Cheloniidae.